UGCUACACGUUAUGGGGUUAUGGGUAUAGCUGGUCUCCCCGGACCCUGCAUUCACUAUAUCUGGUCUCCCCGGACCCUGCAUUCACUAUAUCCUGGUCUCCCCGGACCCUGCAUUCACUAUAUCUGGUCUCCCCGGACCGUGCAUUCACUAUACCUGGUCUCCCCGGACCCUGCAUUCACUAUACCUGGUCUCCCCGGACCCUGCAUUCCCUAUACCUGGUCUCCCAGGACCCUGCAUUCACUAUAUCUGGUCUCCCCGGACCCUGCAUUCACUAUAUCUGGUCUCCCCGGACCCUGCAUUCACUAUAUCUGGUCUCUAACCCCGGACCCUGCAUUCACUAUAUCUGGUCUCCCCGGACCCUGCAUUCCUAUACCUGGUCUCCCCGGACCCUGCAUUCACUAUAUCUGGUCUCCCAGGACCCUGCAUUCACUAUACCUGGUCUCCCAGGACCCUGCAUUCACUAUAUCCUGGUCUCCCCGGACCCUGCAUUCACUAUACCUGGUCUCCCCGGACCCUGCAUUCACUAUAUCUGGUCUCCCCGGACCCUGCAUUCACUAUAUCUGGUCUCCUAGAGUCCACAGAACAUGGAAAUUCAAUUAUUUUAGUAAAUAUAAACUGCUAAAUACAUUUUCUCAUCAGCAGUUAGAGCAGUCUUGU
This is a messenger RNA of Staurois parvus, 658 nucleotides long. The record is from the annotation of a GenBank genome assembly. Lineage: Eukaryota; Metazoa; Chordata; Amphibia; Anura; Ranidae.